AUGAUCGAGGAGGGGAAAACGGAGACGAUUCGAGAAGAAGGAAACGAUUCUCAGAAAGUUCAACUGGAUCUAGAAGACGAAGAAAAAGAGUCUUCGACAAGUGAACAACAAAAGGACAUCGGCUUAAAGCGAGGAUCUACGGGAGGAAAGGAGAAAGAAAUUGAACGAGCCGACGACACGCCAAUGAAUGUUGGGUACAAGAUUGUUGACGGCAUCCGUUAUUUGGAUCCGUAUUGGGCACCGUGGAGAACACGAACGAAAGGUCGAUGGAUCGGGAGGAAACUCGUCGAAUGCUUUGCUCAGGAAUUUCUCUCGGCCAACAAACAUUAUGCGGUAGUUGCGGCGAAACUUGGACGAAUGUACGUGAAUGGAAAACAAAUCACUGACACGGAUUAUGUGCUAAAAAAUGGAGAUUCAAUCGAACAUUGGGGACACCGACACGAACACCCAAUCCUCGAUUGUCAAAUCAAAUUUGUUGCUGAUACGGAGGACCUUUUGGUGGUGGACAAGCCGGCCUCACUCCCCGUUCAUUCAUGUGGUCAAUAUUCACUGCACACGGUUCUCGGAAUGCUCCGCACCCAACACAAUAUUACAGGAUUACGGGUACUUCAUCGUCUUGAUCGCACUACAUCGGGCAUUUUGAUGUUUGCAAAGAAUUACAGAACGGAUUUGGAGUUUAAAGAAACGCUAAAGAAAGGUCAUUGGGUGAAGGAAUACGUAUGCAAAGUAGAUGGUGUGUUCCCAGAAGAAGAAAUCCCCCUGCAACCAGCCAAUUGGAACGUUGGUGAUGGAAAGACCUCAGUUUUGAAAGCCGUGAUUGAUACGGGACGAACCCAUCAAAUUCGCGUGCAUGCUCAAUUUUUAGGCCAUCCCAUUGUGGGUGAUCAGAUCUACAACUCGGACGCGUGGGGCCCGACGAGAGGCAAAGAUGCUGACUAUCAAAAGAACUACGAAGAGCUUGGUGUGAUCAUUCGCGACAGGCACAAAAUGGAGAAUUGGCUCGAAGAAGUGCUUCCCGGAUACGAAGAAAUGAUGGAAAGAAUGGCGACUGGAGAGGUUACACCGGAGCCACCGUUUAUCCCGCGUGAGCAACGACCCGAAAAAGAUUCCGUGUGCUUGAGUUGCAAUGUCAUCAAGAAACCGCCUUCAAGAGCACAUUUUUCGUUAAAUUUACAUUGUUUAAAAUAUGAGACGGAGAAAUGGAGCUACGAGACGGAACUUCCCGAUUGGGCAAUUGAACCGCACAAAAUAUCAAAUGAAGCGGAUUCU
This is a messenger RNA of Mesorhabditis belari, 1269 nucleotides long. NCBI's taxonomy places the organism in Eukaryota, Metazoa, Nematoda, Chromadorea, Rhabditida, Rhabditidae. The record is from the annotation of a GenBank genome assembly.